CAACACCGAAAAGAAGACAUUUUCAACCACUAGAUCGCAAUUAUAUGCUUGGCCAUUAUUUUCUAGAAAAAACAAGUAAAUACGCGAAAACAGACCUUUUUUGAUAGUUUAAAAAAUGUCUGCACCAUUGGAAAACCUAGAGACGCAACUGGAGAUGUUCAUCGAGAAUGUGCGACAAAUACGCAUCAUAGUUAGCGAUUUCCAGCCACAGGGUCAAAACGUUCUGAAUCAAAAAAUUAACAGCUUGGUAACUGGACUCCAGGAAAUCGACAAACUUCGCUCGCAAGUGCAGGACGUGUAUGUGCCCUUCGAGGUGUUCUUCGAUUACAUUGACCAGGACAAAAAUCCUCAGCUGUACACCAAGGAUUGUGUGGAAAAGGCUCUGGCCAAGAACGAGGAAGUCAAGGGCAAGAUUGAGAGCCUCAAAAAGUUUAAGACUAAUCUUCUAUUGGAGUUGUACAAAACCUUUCCCAACGAAAUGAACAGCUACAGAGCCUAUCGAAAAGAUUCAAUGUAAAGAGGGACCAACUACCCAAAUCCUAGUUUCUAAGCGUCACACAAAUAAAUAUAACUUAUAAUAAAUGAAAA
Molecule: messenger RNA, 588 nt
Organism: Drosophila bipectinata
Lineage: Eukaryota; Metazoa; Arthropoda; Insecta; Diptera; Drosophilidae
Gene: MED10
Product: mediator complex subunit 10
Biological process (GO): positive regulation of transcription by RNA polymerase II
Cellular component (GO): mediator complex
Molecular function (GO): transcription coregulator activity
Source: RefSeq, a predicted model, not a curated record